AUGGAUUCCGGAGAUUAUCCGAAUAGUCCGAUGUUCGGUGGUGCACGAUGGCCGGGUACAGAACCCGAUGAAUACCGGCCAUUCGACAACAACGCCGAGUACGAUCCCGACUUUUCCACCCACUCAUACGGGCUGUCCGACAUGGAACUGUCUCCACACCGUCCCUCCGCUUCUGGGUCCGCCUCCAAGAAGAAGCGGACCAAGGCACGAGCCCAGAAGUUGCCUACAACGGAGAUUGAUGUUUCGGAGGAUCCGGUGUACGCCAACAACCAGAGGGUGGCUGCGUAUUGGGAGCGCAUCGCCGAGAAAUACAACGCGGCCAAGCCGGCGAACGCGUACAAGCGCCACAGGGAGCAGCUCCGCAAGCACUGGGAUCAAAUAAAGAAGCAGGUAAAUUUGUUCGCGGCGGAGUACGAGAAGUGCGAGAGGGAGCAGGCCAGUGGCGAAAGUCUCGUGGAUGUGCGGGACAAAGCGAUGCAGUCGUACAUUUCAUUGUAUGGCGAUUUCAAGCACUACCAGUCCUGGGCGCUCUUGAGGGACAAGCAAAAGUUCGUUGGUGGUGUGAUUCCCCAAUCGACGGCGGCGAGGAGGAGGGCGUCGAAGCGCACCUUCAAUGAUUAUACAAGUAGCGAUAGCGGCACGUCUCCGAUGGACCUCAACAGUCCGGUGUUCGAGGAUGAGAGUUCCGGCACACCGAUGUCCUCCCGGCGUCCCCCUGGCGUCAAGGCUGCCAAGGGCUAG
Salvia hispanica is the source of this 741-nucleotide messenger RNA. NCBI's taxonomy places the organism in Eukaryota, Viridiplantae, Streptophyta, Magnoliopsida, Lamiales, Lamiaceae. The record is from RefSeq and is a predicted model, not a curated record.